This is a messenger RNA of Cuscuta europaea, 2158 nucleotides long. The record is from the annotation of a GenBank genome assembly. NCBI's taxonomy places the organism in Eukaryota, Viridiplantae, Streptophyta, Magnoliopsida, Solanales, Convolvulaceae.
CAGAUAUUUUUCGAGAUACCCAACGUUUCCAUUCUUCUUCCGCAGCAGAUAGUUCGCCUCUUGCUGCUCGUCUUCCAGUUUCUUCGUUUUCCAGGUUUGUGCUCUCUUUUUCUCCGUUCUUCUUCAUCUUUUCUUGAUUCCAACAAAGUCUGCUCUUCUUCUCUUGAUUGAAUCGAAUUUAUCCUGUUAUUCAUCUUAAAUUUCCAGUAAAAAGGUCUUGUCCCAGUUUUAUUUGAUCUUCGCUGGAAAAAUCGAGUUUUUUGUUUGAACUUUCAGGUGUAUUAUGUAUGGAUGCUGAUAUCUUGUUGUCUUGGCCUUUAAUUUCUUCUCCCUCAUUUUUUUCGUGAGAAUUUUGGUCUGUACUUUUCUUGAAAAUGCACCUUUUCUUGCUGUGUUUCCCCUUCGUAUUUUCUUACUGUAUAUAUUUGUCCGCUUAUAAGUCUUGGAGAGGAAAGCAAAGACUUUUCUCAUCUAUCAGGGUCCAUUCUGGGGCAAAAAUGUUAAGGAUGGAAAUUCCUCAGAGAAGAAACAAUUCACGAAAGACAGCGAUUUCGACGGCAGAGACUACACCAGUGUCAGCGAUCGGCGGCGACUCACAGUAGCUUCAGAGAAUCACCUAGGCGAAGGUGAGUGCAUUAUAUUUGAAUUCCGGAGGAAUUUGAACGGGUUAUAUGAGUGUUUAUGAUAUAUGUUGUCUUUCCAUUCAAUCGUUGCCUUAAUUCCUGUGAAAAUACUUUUCAAAUAAGUGUUGCUUGAAUUAUAUGAUUUCUUGCCUUAAUUUGUAUCAUUAUUGAGGGUGAUUCUUAGUAGAAGUAAUACAAAUCCUUGAUUUACUUGUUGUAUAUAUAUUAGAGUACAAACUAAAAACAUAAAACAAACCAAUUCACCUUGUUCUGCCUUCCAAAUAUUUUGAAUCCAGCUAGCUGAUGCAUACUAUCAUGUAUACAGAGCUAUUGUUUACGUAAACAAAGGAUUCUAAACUUUAUCUAUGACUCAAAAGAAGAUUCAUACUUAACUUCUCCAAGAAUUUCAUUUUGUUAGACAAUCAAUAAAUCAAUUCAAAGUUGUAUUUUUGUUGGAAUUUUGUCCAAUGAAUAUGUAUUGUUUGAAAUGUAUAAGGUUCUAAAUAAGACAUGAAUGACAUUCCUUAAUUGAAACGUAUAUAAUAUAUAAACAAUAUCACUAUAUUUGUUUUUUAUUUCCUUACACACUGAACAGAGGACAAUAAUUUGCUCUUGAGUAUUUCACUAAUCUUAAGGAAGAAAGGAACUUUCAUAACUGGUAGUGGUAAUGGAGCUAGAUAUGUUCCUGUUUUUAUCAUAUAAUUGGAGAGAAGUUUUUUGAUGAAAUAUUAAGAAAAAUUUAAAUUAAUGACGACGACUUGUGUCACGUAAUAUCUAAUUAUAAUGACAUAAUCAUUGUUGUCAUUUAUUGUUUAUAUAAAAAGUGACAAUAUUAUUUUGUCAUUUAUGUUAUACUUUGAUGACGAUAAAUGUAAAUUCUUCAUAGUUUGAAGUUUUAGCAAAAUAUAGAAACGUUUGAGCAAUAGUGCUGGACUUUAGUGACUGGCGGAGACUCAAAGAAGCUGUGAGACUCUAUCGACAGGAGAUUAUUUUUAAUUCUCGAGGAGCUUCAAGAGGUGGGAUACAAAUGGACAAGAGUUGGAUCCAUGCAAUUAAAUGGUCCACUACUUAUAUAGAUGGAGUGAACUCUUUCAUGAAAUUUGUUGAAAACUUUAAUGGUCGAGAGGGAGAAAUAAGAUGUCCUUGCAAAGGCUGUUUGAACCUCAAAGUUCAAGAUAAGAAUACAGUUAAAAUUCAUCUUUUGGAGUCUGGAAUCGAUCUUGGGUACACUACAUGGUUUUAUCAUGGGGAAGCAUCAAGUUCACGAAUAUUUGGGACUCCACAUACGAGUAGAGGGGAUGCAAGUAGUAGCGACUCCGAAGAAACUAUUGAUGAAGAAGAUGAUGGUGUUAUUGAUAUGUUAUUCGACCUUGGCCAGCAAUAUAAUCAACAUGGUGGUGAUAAUACAUUUGUUGGAAACGAAACCAAUACUAGUAGUCCUCCGGUAUAUCUCGAGGCAUUUAAUGUUUCCUGGCUGGAAAAGCAUUUAAUGCAAAUCAGUACAUUCUUAUCCAUACAUUCUUAUCCAUGCUGAU